Molecule: messenger RNA, 1665 nt
Organism: Aspergillus neoniger CBS 115656
Lineage: Eukaryota; Fungi; Ascomycota; Eurotiomycetes; Eurotiales; Aspergillaceae
Exons: 4
Coding region: 1-1665 (554 amino acids)
Source: RefSeq, a predicted model, not a curated record
AUGGAAGGUUCUGCUCACCAAGAAUUUUCAGUCGAGGCCCUUCCCACAAAGUCCGUUGCCUUUCAUCCUACUCUAGCGACCAUCACGCGCGAGUUUCCUGUCCGUGUCCAGCCCGGUGCUUUCGCGAUCACCAUCAACAAGAUCGACCACCAGGUCGAUCCCGAUUCCAUCCGUGUUGAAAGCCUCGGCCCUGCCAAAGUAUUAGACAUCCAACAUGCAAACGUUCUCCGAUACUCGUCCACUUGCAAACCGUCCUCUGACAGAAAAGUCUUUGACCCAAUCAGAGACCUGGAAAAUAGAAAAGACACCAUCUUCCACCCCUCUGAAGGACUAUACGCCGGAUGCGGCAUCUUUAAAGCCUACCCUGGGAACGAUUCUCGAAAUCGAGAGAGGCAGCCUAUGGGUUAUGGUGGAGCUAGUGCGCAAGAUCCUCAUCGGGGGGAGUACGGACCAGCGCUCUAUGGAGGGAAGGAUCCGAGUUUGUUGGAAGAAUGGAUUCAGAAACCUGCUGCGGAUAAGUCGGUCUCAGACCAUUUCUGCCAGGCAGUUGUGCAUCUGGAAGGGCAGAUGACUGCUCCUGUGUCUGCGUUGAGCUCUGGCACUCUAACUGGUGAUGAGCAGAACCAAGCGGGAAAAAAGGUUCAGAGCAAUGAAGUGCUGUUGCAAUUGAUCUAUGCGGUUUCGGCGAAGUCAGAACUCAAGCUUCACGACCUCAACAUCAAUACACUCUUCUCAACGGCCAAGAUCAGGCUCUCGCACACGUCGCCUCCGGGGCAAGCCAUCCCAUCAUUGACACCAUGGGAUCUGGCAGUCAUACUGACUAAAUCCGGGUCGUCUGUGCCCCCUUCUAUGCCAACACUGGGGAUAUCAGAACCGACAUUCCCCUCCCCUGGCUUUCCUGAGUUGGAAGGUUUUUCUUUGACAUUUACAGCCGAUAACCUAGAGGAAGGCCUGGCACCCUCGAUGUACCAUGACUUUUAUCCGCCUGAUAGCAAGGUGCCCGAGUCGAUCAGCCAGGGCCAUGGCCCGAGUGUAUCGUAUGAACUACCUGGCCGGCGUGUCAUCAAGUCCUCAUCUGCGCCCCGCCGCUAUGAAAUAGCUGAGCUGGACCUCCAAGCUUCAUUCACCCAUGUGCUAGUGCCCAAAAGGCAUGCCGCAGCGUUUCUUCGUGCCAAGAUACAGAAUACUUCGCCUGUGAAUAUACGAUCAGGUGAAGUGAACUUAACCGUUGACCACACUUGUUUCGGCAAGACCAAUGUUCCAAGCUGCGUGCGCAACGAAUCCUUUGAACUCAAUCUUGGGGUGGACAGAUUCGUCAAGGUGGCGCAUAAGGAACCUGGGAUAACACUUAGUAAAAUCGACGAAUUCUUGGAACUAACUAUCACAUACUUCAAAGCAUCAUGCAAGAUCAAGAAUACAAGAGACCAUGUAGUCAACGUCUUGGUAUUGGAUCAGGUGCCAUUUAAUGUGGAUGAUCAUUUUGAUGUUGAGACUCUGACGCCAGAGACCUUGGGGUUUCCGGGUGAUAAGGUGGAUCUCACGGAGCCGGGAAAGCCGGGAACGAAGACUGCGGAACUGGGCCGUGAUGGAGAGCAUAAGCUUUGCUUUAACUGGAAUCUUGUUCUUUCUGGAGGUGCGGAAGAUACGAUCGUUACUUCAGAAUAG